Messenger RNA from Ceraceosorus bombacis, 648 nucleotides. The record is from the annotation of a GenBank genome assembly. NCBI's taxonomy places the organism in Eukaryota, Fungi, Basidiomycota, Exobasidiomycetes, Ceraceosorales, Ceraceosoraceae.
AUGAUUGCCCGCAUCUCUUCCCUCGCUCUUGCUGCCAGCGUCUUCGCUGCGACCUCUUCCCUCGUCUCUGCUCAACCCUUCGAGCGCCGAGCCGGCUUCUCCUGCGAGAAGCCCGGCGCACCUGUCUGGCUCUCCGAGGGAGACGCCAGCUACGGUAGCGGAGGGCUCCUGCUCGGAACAUUCGGCAACCCCGAUGAUUCCCACGCCAGCUCUCCAGCAGUGAUCGGUAUCGACGGGAGAACCGGACCCGUCACACCUUUCCAAGUGCAAGUCACGAGGUGCACCUUCGACGGCAUUCGCGCGUCGCUGAAGGAGGGUGGCACCCAACCCUCCGGAGUGCCCAACGACCACGCAGUCAAGCUGCAAGUCGUCGGUCGUAAGAACAAGUGCGUUGCACUUGCCGACCUGACCAAGGCAAACACACGUUUGCAGGAAGUCGACUGCAGCUCGGUCAACACCGCUGCGAGCCAGGAGCCCCAAUUCUUCGUGCAGCACUACAAGUACGGAAACCUCAGGCCUUAUGGAACUGGAAACAAGAGCUACAGCUUUUACAUCGAGGACUCUCCCACUGGAGCCAUCAUUGCCAAUCCUGAAGGCUGCUUCGACGGUCAGACCUGCCAGACCGACAACGCGGUCUCUCUCCUGUGA